This is a messenger RNA of Puccinia graminis f. sp. tritici CRL 75-36-700-3, 1621 nucleotides long. RefSeq lists its product as uncharacterized. Gene Ontology annotation, biological process: endocytosis; intra-Golgi vesicle-mediated transport; endoplasmic reticulum to Golgi vesicle-mediated transport. Gene Ontology annotation, molecular function: GTPase activator activity; metal ion binding. Bases 73 to 1125 code for a protein of 350 amino acids. The record is from RefSeq and is a predicted model, not a curated record. Gene Ontology annotation, cellular component: Golgi apparatus. Lineage: Eukaryota; Fungi; Basidiomycota; Pucciniomycetes; Pucciniales; Pucciniaceae. The transcript is spliced from 6 exons.
CCAGCUGUUGUUGACCAUCUUUCUUCAUCAAGCUUCCGUGCUUGCAUCUCCACCCGAUCAAGACCAAGAAGAAUGGCCACUCGAAGCGCUCGUGACAACAAGGCCCUCAAUGCCCGCCAUGCUGAAGUAUUGAAGGCCAUGCUCCGCCAACCCGAAAACAAACUGUGCGCCGAUUGCAAGAGAAAUGAUCCCAGAUGGGCUUCAACCAAUCUAGGGUGUUUCAUGUGUAUCCGCUGUAGUGGCAUCCAUCGAAGUAUGGGUGUCCACAUCACCAGAAUCAAAUCCAUCGAUCUUGAUACUUGGACUCCCGAACAAGUGGCUUGUGUUCAACGAUGGGGUAAUAAAAGAGCUAAUGCAUAUUGGGAGGCUCAUCUCCGACCUGGACAUAUGCCUCCGGACCAUAAGAUCGAAAGCUUUAUACGCAGCAAAUACGAAAGUAAACGUUGGGCGAUGGAGGGUCCUCUACCAGAGCCAGAGACGUUGGAUGAUGAUAAGGAUGUUGCUCCUGCUCCUCCCACGGCUGUUUCCCAGAACGCUGCCCCUUCACACCCCACGAUAUCCAAAGUCACUCCACCAACGAUGAGCAAACCUGCCACCUCAGCCUCAGCGACGAACAACCCCUUAGAUUUCUUUGACAGCCCGAAUGACCAACCCGUGAAAACAACUUCUGGACCGGCGAGCGUCAAGGUCGUAAAUAAUGUUCAACCGAGUGUCGGUGGAGGCUUGUUUGACUUGGAUUUCUCGCCCCAGGCCUCGGCAGCUGCAGUCACUGCCACCGCUCCUGCUGGGAGGAAGGAUGUCAAGAACGAUAUUCUUUCACUCUUUGCAGUCAAACCUCAGCAAAGCUACACAAAUCCAAUAGCCCAAGCCCCAAACAUAAACGCUGUCAACAAUCAGUUCAAUGGUUUAAACUUCGGGGCAAGCAACACGAUGCCCCAGGUCAACAACGUGAAUAACCCCUCGAAUCUAUCCCAAAACAAUUCAUUCGGCGAUAGUAACAAUGUCUGGGCUUCUCCCGCUGAUCAACUACGCCAACAGAGCCAAGAUCCAUUCGGCAGCUUCACCAGUGGUACCACUUCAACAAACGGCAACAACAAAGACGUCUUUUCUGACAUUUGGAGUUGAUCCUAUCACCGCUGUCACUGCUCACAGGCUGGGUUCUUCUGCGAGCUCUUUUUCCCCCAUCUUUACUGGUUGCCCCCCCGGGUAUUUUACUGUUUAGGGAAACAUGUUAGAAAGCAUCUCAAAAAAUCCUUCCGAUUUCGACCACUUGUGUCAUAUCCCUCUUUCACUCCCUGCUUCGAUCCUGGCUUCAUUGACAUCCUAUCCACAGGGAUUCGUCUAUGAUUUCAAUUUUGAGCAACGUUCACAUUUUUUUUGCGUGUGUGUUCUAUGUUUUCCCAUUUCAUUUCGACCCUAGUCUCCUCUCUGGAUCAACAAAAACUGAAUGUAUUAUUUUUAUGUACAUGCAUGGUGGAACCAAAUCAGAUAAUAGACUUCACAAACUCAGCAUAUUUACAUAUGAUGAGGUUUUCUGGGGAAAUUCAACUUCUUAUAAUUAUUUGUUUGUGUUUUACUUGCAAGCUUUCAGUAAAUUGUGUUGCAGUGAACUCUGAGAAAG